AACAGGGCGUUUCAUGUUUCCGUUCUGUACCUUAAACCUCCGGUAGAGCCCUUUCAGCCUCUCUUCGACUAGCCUGAUCCAACAUGGGACGAGUCAGGACCAAGACGGUGAAGAAGGCCGCUCGGGUCAUCAUUGAGAAGUACUACACCCGCCUGGGCAAUGACUUCCACACCAACAAACGCGUGUGCGAGGAGAUAGCCAUCAUUCCCAGCAAGAAGCUCCGCAACAAAAUUGCUGGGUAUGUGACCCAUUUGAUGAAGCGCAUCCAGAGAGGACCUGUCAGAGGCAUUUCCAUCAAGCUGCAGGAGGAAGAGAGAGAAAGGAGGGAUAACUAUGUCCCAGAGGUUUCUGCCCUGGACCAGGAGAUCAUUGAGGUGGAUCCUGACACCAAGGAAAUGCUCAAGCUUCUGGAUUUUGGCAGUCUGUCCAACCUGCAGGUCACCCAACCAACAGUCGGCAUGAACUUCAAGACUCCACGAGGAGUCUAGAUGUUUGUAAUAUAUCUGGUAAUAAAACUGCUGAAAACUUGAA
Electrophorus electricus (electric eel) is the source of this 531-nucleotide messenger RNA. Its product is annotated as 40S ribosomal protein S17-like. Gene Ontology annotation, cellular component: ribosome. Gene Ontology annotation, biological process: translation. Gene Ontology annotation, molecular function: structural constituent of ribosome. The record is from RefSeq and is a predicted model, not a curated record. NCBI's taxonomy places the organism in Eukaryota, Metazoa, Chordata, Actinopteri, Gymnotiformes, Gymnotidae.